Messenger RNA from Anopheles stephensi (Asian malaria mosquito), 2745 nucleotides. Its product is annotated as inositol transporter 1-like. The transcript has 5 exons. Bases 523 to 2184 code for a protein of 553 amino acids. Gene Ontology annotation, cellular component: membrane. Gene Ontology annotation, biological process: transmembrane transport. Gene Ontology annotation, molecular function: transmembrane transporter activity. NCBI's taxonomy places the organism in Eukaryota, Metazoa, Arthropoda, Insecta, Diptera, Culicidae. The record is from RefSeq and is a predicted model, not a curated record.
AUCGUUCAAAAGGCUGAACAAGAACGGAAUGGGUUAUACCGAACUCGGCCUUCUUCUAACGCUCGUCUUCAGAUGUAUGUGCGUACCCACGAUAAGAACUCCUGCAAACCAAGUUUUUCUGUCGGCCGUUUGAGCUCGAAAGCUGUCAGCCGGCCGCCAUUUGCCUUCCACCUUCGUGGACGCUCCCGUAGCUACAGCAGCAGAACGCGUGAUGGAAGAUCCGAGAAUCACUGAGACAGCGCCGGUGGCGUCUUCGGUGCAGUCUGGAGCUGGGUGGUGAGAACGAGAGCGAUAGGACGGGGUAGGCCCGUUCUUGAAGCCAGUAUUGCCUAGUUCCAGCAGAGUUUCGACGUGUAAGUCGUGUGACGUUCCUUGCCCGGUGAAGACGUAUUUUGGUGAGGUCUCCAAGUGAACAAAAUUAUUGGAGAAUAGUUUAUUUAAAGUGCGCAUUUGAGUGUCUGGUAGCUUGAACUUGUGGUAGAGUUUUCUGUUUAUGCGAGUGUCAAGUAAAGCUAGUGUGUAAUGGGACGCGAGUUUGGUAAGGUACAGCCUCAGAACUCUUCCCGCCACAUCAUCAGCAAUCAAAGCAGCAGCAGCAGUAGCAGUAUUGACAGCAAUAGCUCAGUGAAGAUGCGUAAACCACUGCUCAACGAACGAUGGACAUCCAUACUGUACACCUUGGUCGCUGCCCUAACGUACGCCACGGCCGGCACAAUGGUGGGCUGGAGCAGUGGAACCUUCCGCCGUUCAACCUUACCAUCCUCCCAGCCCGUUCCGCUCCCCCUGCUAGACAACUGGAGCAUCUCCCUUGCCGCCACACCAGCCAUCGUAAUCACCGUGACGGUCUGUGUCGUCCAUCGCUCUUACCGCUGGAUCGGUACGAAAGCGUUCCUGCUGACGGCAUCACUGCUCGCGAUCGGGGCCAGUGCGCUGGACGCAUUUGGAGCGACCUUCUGGAGUGCUAGUGCAGCUCGCAUACUGGCCGGCAUAUCGGCCGGUAUCGCGUUCACCCUGGUACCCUCGUACGUGGAUGAGUUUGGAUCAGCGAGUCGUCUAACGACACCGAACCGACCACCGUUGGACGAAAUUCUAGCGACAGCCUUUCCGUUCGGCGUUCUGCUACGAUUCGGUGCCGACUUACUCCCGCAACCAGUGGAUCCGAUGUGGAAUGCAGUGCGUUGGGGCGUACUACCAACACUGGCCUUCGCAGGACUUCUUUUCCUGCCCGAAUCUGCGCGAUACCUUUGCGUGACUGGGCGUGUGUCGCAGGCGGCACUCAUCUUGCAGCGUACCCACGAACCAACGGUCCAGCCCGGUCUGCAAGAAUGUCUUGCCCGGUGGCAACAACCCGGACCGGGACUGAUCGAAGCGGUUAAGCGUCAGGCGAAUCUGACCCUGCUCAUACCACUGCUCGCCCUGUUUGCGUUCCAAGCGUUCGUCGGUGCACUGCCGAUGAUGUUCUAUCUGGCCGAUGUGCUUGAGCUGGCUGGACAGCAGGUGCACCGAUCGCCCGAACAAGCUGCCGCCAUAUUGGUGGCCAUCUUUACCCUGGCGGUAGUGUUUAGUCGUUACCUUAAUUCACCGCUUCAUCCACGGACGGUGCUGGUGCUGUGUUCGCUGCUGAUGGCGUUGGCUACCCUUGCACUCGGUUGGCACUGCCACGAGCGUCGUACACGGAACCUCGACCCGUCCGAUGCUUACAGUGAGUGGCCGUUCCUAUGCUUCGUGCUCGUGUUUGUUGCGUAUGCGCUCGGGUUCUAUCGGCAGCCCGCAACACUGCUCGCAGCUGAAGUAGCCGAUGAGAAUCUGUUCGCACUACGAACGAUCGCUACCGCUAUCUGCUGGGGUUCGGUGUACCUGUGCGUACGGAUACUUCCGGUGCUGCUGAACACUAUCGGGCUUGGUUGGGUGCUGUGGAACAUUGCGCUAGUCGCACUGUCUGCCGCUGGUGUAGUGCUGCUCUGCCUACCGGGGCAGGAUGAUUACGCACACAAGGUGUUGCCCGGUGUAUGCCCCAACUCGAUGACUUCCUCGGUGUGUUCGUCCGGUUCUAGCUCACCGAGCGUUAACACCUGCUGGCCCUGCUCCCAUACAUCCACGGGUAGUACCGGACCCGCCACAAUCGCUCCCGAGAUGUUCCAGUACGGCGAGAAGCAACCAGUUGCUGGACCGGAAAUGGUUUGAAUUUAAGGAGGGAAGAAAUCCCGAAUAGAAAGGGAAGAAAAGACUGAUUUUUGCCCCUCCAUCUUGCUCUCUGGUGUCGCAGGUUUACUGUCCGUCCAGUUGAGCGUGAUUUGGAAGCUGAAGGCUAUACUUAUCCUUUUGAAUGUGUUGUGGCGUUGACUCCACAAUCACACAUAUCUGGGACGUGCACAACCACGUUGGUGGCACAUGAAUCAUUGGAGAAUAGGGCGAUGAUACAUACAGGAAGAGUAGAAGAUAAGGCACUUUCUUUCUCGUUUCUUAGCUUAUUAAAGAAACCCGAGCGGAAAACAAAAAACAUGAUUCAACGUAAUCAAACUAGCUGUUAGAAGAUAAGGGCGCUUCGUUGGUUGGAAACAAAAAAGAAAGAGGGAUCGUCACAGCGUGAAUGAUUUGAAUAAGUAGCCUGUAAGCAUCGGCAACCCCAUUAAACAUUGCUUAGGAAUUUAGUAUAGUUAGCGUAGUUGUAAGAGGCGUAGAAUUCGAAUGUUGGAAAUAAAAACACACACACACCCAGGUGGUUAGGUAUUUUGUUUGAACAAA